This is a messenger RNA of Octodon degus (degu), 1671 nucleotides long. It is a transcript of the gene Fam81b, whose product is annotated as family with sequence similarity 81 member B. The record is from RefSeq and is a predicted model, not a curated record. NCBI's taxonomy places the organism in Eukaryota, Metazoa, Chordata, Mammalia, Rodentia, Octodontidae.
AUGCAGUCAAGAUUCCUCAGUACUCUGGCUUUCAAAGACAAAAGAGAAAACAAUCUGCCACGGUUCCCUUUCAAAAAAAAAAUAAAAUCAACCAAGAGUAAAGCUGGAAAAUCAAGCCUCAUGAAUCCAGAUACAGAUAUAAACAAAAGUGCCUCUCUGCCUGCUGAAGAACAGCCAGACGAAGCUGAUGGCCCCCUUCCUGGUGCAGACCGUGACCAAGCGGAGAAAGUGAGAUUAUCUCCAGCCAAAAUGUCUACCAAGAACUCUACCGACCUAGUUGAAUACGUUGACAAGGCUCGCCCUUUCCUGCCCAUCAUUGCCAAAGCCCAGACGAGCCAGCUGGAGGACAGGCUGAGCCUCCAGGAGCGCACCAUCGCGUUCCUGCUCGAGCAAGCCUUCCGCAUCAAGGAGGACAUCUCUGCGUGCCUCCAGGGGGCCCACGGCUUUCGGAAGGAGGAGUCGCUUGCCAGGAAGCUGCUAGAAAGCCACAUCCAGACCAUCACCAGCAUCGUCAAAAAACUCAGCCAAAACAUUGAGAUGUUGGAAGAUCAAAUAAGAGCUCGAGAUCAGGCAGCCACAGGAACCAAUUUUGCAGUGCAGGAUCUAAGCAUCAAACACCUGCAAGGAGUUGGAGACCUUCGGGGAAGAGUAGCCAGGUGUGACUCCAGCAUUAUGAAGCUUUCUGGAGACAUCCACGUCAUCAGGCACGAGCACCGGCAAAUGGAGAAGGCGAUCCAAGACCUCAUGUCUGCUCUGACAACUGUUUCCAAAAACUUGGAUCUAAAGGUAACGCAGCUCUUCGCAAAGAUAGAGGCUUCCACCUCUGAGCAAAACUCAAACUUAAAGAUGGUCCAGGGAGAUUUUCGCCAUGAAAUGAAUCUUUUGGAAUUCAAAUUUAACUCUCUGUCAAAUAAUUUUUAUGAAGAAGUUGAGAAUAAUCAAAAAUGGACUGAAAGCCAGUUUAUCAAACACAGACAAGACCUCCUGGCCCACAUAAAUGAAGGUCUGAAGGUCCUGCAGGAGAAGCUGGAAAAGUCAACAAACAAAACAGAAGGAAAAAUGCUGGAGCUUUCAAGCAAAUUAGAGAAUUUCAUCAAUUCACAGAAACAAGAAGCAGAACUAAACAAAGUCAAGCAUAUAGAACAUAAAUUGUCCAAGAAAAUGAACCAUAUGGAAAAGCAGCUCUGGAGUGAACUAGAAAAAAUGCAGACUGAGUAUCAGUCAGGGUUCCAAUCCGUUCACGACUCUCUCAACUCCCUCCGACAAAUACAGAAAACAAAAAUGGAUCUAGAGAAAUAUAAAGUGCAAAAGGACAUCAAGAAAUUACAGCGUAAAAUAGUCGAACUACAGGAAGUGUAACACCUUCCAGAUCUCUCUCUCUCUCUCUCUUUUUUUUAAACCAGAAAAUGGAAUGGUUUGUUGGGAAGAAGAAAGUUACUGUUUCUAGCAUAUUUCUACCUCCAGUGUCUCAGUUUCUCACCACCAUCUAAGAAGAUGAAUGUACCUGGAAAAAACAAUAAAGCAAGAACCUUUAUGACAUCUUCAAAAUACUGAACAAAUUAAGGAAUUUAUUCAUAUACAUACCUUUUAAUAUUCUUUUGCCUGCAAAUUAAAGGAAGAGCCAUCCAAACUGGGCCUGAUGGUACAUGCCUGCAGUACAGCACUUGGAGG